UGUAAUGGUUGCAUUGCGAAUCUGAAGAUAUGGAUGCUGCAUUACGGACUUGCUUUCGAUAUAAUGCUCUCUAGCUUGAUCUGUCCUGAGAUGGAGAUUUAGCCAGGAACUGUCCAGACGUUCUGUAUCUCGUGCUUUCUAUACAACCAACACUGACAUUGCAACUCGAAUUCGAAGAAUAACAUCUCGGACAGUGUAACCGAGUAAGCUAGCUGUACUUGUAGCUAGCAAGCUUGUGGUAGCGACGUGUUUUGUUGAAGGAGUGUUUGUUGUAGACUAAAAUGAAUUAAACUAGUAAAUAGUUUAAAGAUAUCCAACUGUCAAAACACUACAGUUAGUCUUUGUAACGUCUUAUUCGGGUAUUUCCGGUGUUGUGAUUAUCCGUUUCGCAAUGUUAUCUUGAGAAACGGGUUGACUUGACGAGUUGUCUGAAGCCAGCGACGCGGCCCAAAACAGUCACUCGUGUGGAGAUAGAGCUGGCAGCUUCCUUGGUGUCCCAGAGUGUCCUCCGCAAGGAGCCGGGAUCUGGACAGCUCAUGACUUCGGACCAGGAAGCAAAAGUUAUAGCGGAACCCCAGGUGCAGCAAGCACAGGAAGCUAAGGAAGACAUCCCCCUUCUGGAGUCUGCCAAGGUCUCAGACCUUAACCCGAAUGCAAAAGCAUGGGCCAACCACGUUCCUAACCUGGAGGCCUCUGGAACAACCUACUCGGACACCUUGCAGUCAUGGCCGGAAACAACUAACGGCCCAGCAGACUCUGUGACGGAAGGGUACGAAACCAGCUGUGAACUUCAGCAUGCAACAGUCUCCAUGGAUGCCACCCUGACAACACCGGCCAAGCCUGUGGACAUGGAGAGUGCUGCCAAAGACUCGAAACAGCAGCUCAACCUGGCAGGUGGGAGUGAGACUGACCCUUCCAGCCAGUCCGAGGACCUCCGGGAGAAGCUGAAGGCCACGCUGGAGUUCUGCCUCUCACGGGAGAACCUCGCCAAUGACAUGUACCUCAUCUCUCAGAUGGACAGCGACCAGUACGUGCCAAUCGUCACCGUGGCCAAUCUGGACCAAAUCAAGAAGCUCAGCACCGACGUGGAGCUCAUCUCUGACAUUCUGAAAUCGCUGCCUCUGGUCCAGGUGGAUAAGUGUGGCGAGAAGGUGCGGCCUAAUCAGAACCGCUGCAUCGUCAUCCUGAGGGAGGUCCCUGAGGCCACUCCAGUGGAGGAAGUCGAAGCGCUCUUCAAGAGUGAGAACUUACCCAAGUUUAUCAACUGUGAGUUUGCCUACAAUGACAACUGGUUCAUCACCUUUGAAUCUGAGGCAGAUGCACAACAGGCAUACCAGUACCUUCGAGAGGAAGUGAAAACCUUUCAAGGAAAACCAGUCAAGGCCCGCAUAAAGGCCAAAGCCAUUGCCAUCAACACAUUUGCGCCAAAGAACGGCUACCGGCCGGUUGAGGUGCCUGCUAACGUUCAGCAGCGCUACCAGUCCUACUACAUGCCCCCCAUCUAUGGAGCACAGCAACAGUUUCCCCCUCUCUACAGACUGGUGGCCCCCCAGGGCUGGUCUACAACACAAGGCUACUUGGAUCCCACCAUGCAGGUGGCUCCAUUUCCGAACCCAAGCUUCAUCAAUGGCUUUCCAGGGUCCCCGAACUUCAAAUCAGCUACUUCCCCUCUUAAUAUAAGACAGUAUGCCCCAAGAAACAGUUUGUCUCUAUCCAUGUCCUUGGGCAGAAACCACAACAAACCCCAUGUGCGAUCAAACACUCUCGGUCUGGACAGAGGUGUUGGUGUUGGGAUCCUAGACAACCCUCCCCCUUUCCCCAGCUUCCCUGCAGACCGCGUGGCCAACGGGGCCCGUGCUCCUCCGCCCCACCACCUGGGCCCUGGCCGCACGCGCCUGCCCACUGGCCUCCCCCACCCCCGCCGGGAGCAGGUUGGCAGUGGACGCAUGGAGCCCAACGGGGCCAACUCCUCCCUCAGCGCUGGCCGUGGCAGGAAAAAUGUGUAUGGCAAUAGAAAGAGACGGGAUGACAAGUUUACACGAUCCGCCACGCAGUCCCCUCCUCCUGGCCCAGAGCGCGCCCCCUCGCCCAGCUUUGAACUGGGCCUGUCCAGCUUUCCGCCCCUUCCUGGCGCCGCAGGCCAGCUCAAGCCUGAGGUGAAGGCAGAAGUCCCCGCCGAGAGCAGGCUGUCCGCCAUCGUCACUGGAACCACUAAGACAGACAAGCCUGUGAGUAAGGAUCUGGUCAGCAGCCGUUCUGUGGCUUUGGCGUCUCCCAAAGAACUACCCCAACCUGCUGUGGCCCCGCCUGUCCAGGACGUUAAGCCGCCCCCAUCUCCAGCCUGCUCCCAAGACACUCCGAAGGCUCAACUUGAGAAGCCCAAAGACAAGCCACUAACUGCAGAUAAGACGGCGGCACCAGGCCCGUCACUGACCACUCCUACUCCGCAGACCGCCGUAGCUAAGCAGGAGCCACGGAAGCCCAGCUACGCUGAGAUCUGCCAGAGAAUAAGGGAGGCUCCCCUGACGCAUCAGCCCCCCCAAGAGGCCCGGCCGGCCUCCGGGGACGAAAUCCGCGCCCCCGACUCGGCCGAGCCCAAGAGCAAGGACGCCAAGCCUCCUGCCGUGCGCCCCCGCGAGGCGUGGAGGCCCCAGCCAGAGGGCGGAGAGAGACUUGGCACUGAGGCCGCAAUCUCCUCCUCCUCUGCGCACCACACCUGAAGGGGCUCACCAGCUCCACUCCUGCAAGGACUGGAAAAGAGAGAAGUAGAACACCCCCCUCCCCACCACCACCAUCAUCACCACCACCCGUCUCCCCAGUGUGUGUCAGGGCUGCAACAUUAAUAACCCCUACACAGAGACAUGCGCGCAUACACACAAACAUAUGAAUACGCACACACAUACUGCACAUCCUCCUCCCUGAUUUCAGACUAUCUCUGCUCUCUCUCCACUGAUUUCUCACUAGUGACACUUCUCUCUCCUGCACUCCCACCCCCACCCCACAGCCCCCAACCCCCACCCUGCUGCUUUGCAAUCCCAAUCCCCUUAAGUGCAUACAUGACAGCUUGUCACUGGAAUCAGGGCUUGGAGGCAGAAGCACUUGUGGGUGCAGAGGCAUUUUCUUUUUGUGUGUGUGUGUUUGUUUAUGUUCUCUACUCUUAACAUGAUUUUCUUUUUUCCUUUUCAAGGACAAUGAUAAUUAAGUACUGGCACAGAUAGAAAGUAUGUACUCAGAGUAGUUUGGCAAGAAGCUAAUGCUUUUUAAUGUAGCUACGUGUUGGUGGUAGAAGUGUGGAAAUUGGGUUAGUGCUGAACACUUUUUUUCUUUUAUACAUCUCUAUAUGAAUAUAUUUUAUAUAAUCUUUUUUUUAAACCAGGGUAAUGUUAGGCAGCACUGGUUUAGAUUUUUUUUUUUUUUUUUACUUUUGUCCAACAUUUUCCUUGAAAGCAGGUGUUGUAGCCAUGUUCUGCAUGAUUGAAACAUUCUGGAAAAAAAUCUUCCCUCAGUUUUUUUUACCGUUUUACAAAUCAGCACUGGAGAAUUUGCUCGCUUUUUUUUUUUUUCUUUUUUUUUUCUUUUUAAAGGAAAGCUAAAACAAUGCACCAGCACACAGUAAUACCUUUUGAAUCCUUUGUAUUGGCGUGGUACAGUAGCUGGGGAGAAGUAUUCCAUUGUCCUGUGUGUAUGAUUUAUUUUUUCUUUUUUUUAAAAAAAAGAUGUAUCUAAUUUUUGGUUUCUAAUUUUAAUUGAGCGCCUUACGUUUUGUUUUGAGUUUUGUUAUGUAUGUAUGUAUUUUUUUUUUUUUUCUUUUUUCUUUUUUUUAAUUCUAUGUGGAAGUCAAAAGAACUGCACACUGAUGAGUCCUCAGGGGGGCUUGGGCUAAGGGCUCAGGUAGGGUAGGGUAGAGCAGGGUUUUGUGGGGUGGGAGUUUGGGUGUGUUUAACGUGCCUAGCCUGUUUUCUGUCUUGUGUUGAAACUGGCAUCUGUUCUCUUGAAGUCUUUUACUCAUGCUGACGUGGUGCUAAUGGGUUGUUUCUUCUGUAAGUUGUGUUAUUAUUUUUGUUUGUGUUUUCCUCUUUUGUGUUGUCAAAGUUUUGGGGCGGGGGGGAGAAAGCCUAGGAAAAAUACCACGGGGGGAGAAGAAAAACCUCAUGUCCCACAUCAACUAGUCUGUCUCGACCCAACAUUUUGGAACGAUCCACACAGGACUAGAAGGUGUUCACUCUGACGGAAGCAAAGAAACUGUGUGCAUAGUGGCGUUCUUCCUUCACUUUCUUCUGCAUGUUCCCCAUCGUCCUUGUGAGCACUCCAUUUUCGUGGGCAGUGGUCACCCAUCGGUUUUGUUCAUUUUCCCUUCGUCUUGUUGUCAAGUGUUGGUCUCUUCUCGUUGCUGUGUUCCCAUCAAACUUCAGGCCGCGUCGGUAUCGGGCCACAGACAGCCACCGGCCAGGUUCCUAAUGGACGUCUUCCUGUCAAAUAAGGGGGCUCUGAAGACCUUCUUCUCAUCCAGUGCAUCUCGCUUCUGAUAUCUUCCUGCUUUUCCUUCUUGGGCUAACAGACACCAAGGUUUGGCCAUUUUUGCUGUGUGACAUGAAUGACGCACAGAUCUACAAGGUUGAAAUUUCAAGCAGGGGGUGGGGAGUGGAGGGUUGAAGCCCUAUUAUGAGAAACGAUACAAAGGUUGAAUUAAGCAGCCCCUUUGCAGUUAUUUUUAAAAUGUGCAGAAAAGGGUCACUAUGUAAAAGAAAUUACCAUUUAAAAACUUGAAUUUAUUUAAACUUGAAAGAAGACGUUUGCCUUAACUGUUCAGCUAAUCACUUGGAGUUUUUUAUUUUUAUUUUCUUCUCUUAGCUUUUAGCUUUCAUCCCUUCUUUAUACCCCCACCCCAAGGGUUUUUGGAGAAAGAAAGAAAAAAUGUUCACAUAGCCUUUGUCACCUUGUCUUGCUCAGUUACUGUUUUCUUUUCUGUCUUUCGAACUCCAAAUAGCAGAGCACACUUGGGAUUAAGUGAAGGAAGAAUGGAAGAAUCUCAUUUGGCUGUUUAUUCAGUUCUUUGAUUUUCUUUUUCUUUUUUGUAAAUGCAAAUAGUUGAUACUGUAUUAAAUAUGUGCACUCAGAUGUGUGUACGAUGUCUGUACAGAUGUAAAUAAUUUGAAAAGAAAAAAAAAUAUUAAAGAGGUACCCUUACAUUGGUUUAAAAGAGGAAAAAAAAGAUGUAUCAAAAUAAAUGUCGAUGCUGAAUUGGAUGCCA
This is a messenger RNA of Sardina pilchardus (European sardine), 5251 nucleotides long. It is a transcript of the gene larp4b, whose product is annotated as La ribonucleoprotein 4B. The coding region runs from base 537 to 2720 and encodes 727 amino acids. The record is from RefSeq and is a predicted model, not a curated record. Gene Ontology annotation, biological process: positive regulation of translation. Gene Ontology annotation, molecular function: mRNA 3'-UTR binding. NCBI's taxonomy places the organism in Eukaryota, Metazoa, Chordata, Actinopteri, Clupeiformes, Clupeidae. Gene Ontology annotation, cellular component: cytoplasmic stress granule; cytosol. The transcript has 17 exons.